AUGUUCGACCCAGAGUUUGGUCGUAGAGCACGGAAUGCAUCAUCCUCCACCGCUCGUGAGGGCUCCCCCGUUCGUCCCAGCAGUGCGAUGUCAAUAGACGGCUCCUCGCCCUCCUCACCAACGAAACGGAGAAGAGGCGGAUAUGGGGAUAGAUUCAUCCCGAAUCGCCAGGGCGUGGAUUUACAUGCUGGGUUCAAUAUGGUCGAGAUACCGACUACACCGACAAAGACGAAGAGACGGUGGGCGGGGAGUGGUCCACAGGGCGAGAUUGAUGCGCAGAGAAUUGAGGAGGCGAAUCAGACUUUCUCGACGUUGUUGAGGAGUGAGUUGUUUGGGAAAGACAUACCCGCCUCCUCAUCAUCAAUGGGGAUGGGCGGGCAUGGAGGGGGUGCCAUGGGGGCGUUGGGGACGAGUCCGAGUAAUGCCGGGUUCGGAGGUGCGUUCGCGGAUCCGCGGAUUGGGAUGAAAACGCCGCCGCGGAGUACGGGUGCGAGUAGUGUGGUGAAUGGGUAUGGAAACACUCAGCCGUCGACACCGAGUUCGAGGAAUUUAUUUACGUAUAUGAGUCCGCGGAAGAGGAAUACGCCUGAUGGCCGGAGUCCCGGGUAUAGGGGUGUUGAUGAUCCGACGCGGGAUAUCUACAGUUUGAGUCCGGUGCGGUUUGAUUCUCAGCAGUUACUCUUGAGUCCGAGGAAGCAGACGAGGCAGAUUUCGAAGGUGCCGUAUAAGGUCCUCGACGCACCGGAUUUGAAAGAUGACUUCUAUCUCAACUUGGUGGACUGGAGUUCGGAGAAUGUCUUGGGUGUUGGGCUUGGGUCUUCGGUGUAUUUGUGGGAUGCGACCACGGCAAAGGUGAACAAGCUGACAGAUCUGGCGAAUGGGGAGAGUGUGACGAGUGUUUCGUGGAUUGGGCGUGGAACGCAUGUCGCUGUGGGGUCGAGUAAAGGCCAAGUUUACAUCUUCGAUGCGGAGCGUCAGAAGCGGUUACGGACGAUGACGGGGCAUACGAGUCGUGUGGGUGCUCUGGCGUGGAAUGAGCAUAUCUUGUCCUCUGGAGGGAGAGAUCGUGCGAUUUUCCACCGUGAUGUGCGGAUACCUGAACACCAUAUCCGCAAACUGACGGGUCACAAGCAAGAAGUCUGUGGACUGAAGUGGAAUACCGAGGAUGGUCAACUCGCCUCUGGAGGUAACGACAAUCGACUCUAUGUCUGGAACCAGUUGGACGAUACACCGCUGCAUAAGUUUACGGACCACGUCGCGGCUGUCAAGGCUAUUGCGUGGAAUCCGCAUCAGAGGGGUAUUUUGGCGAGUGGAGGCGGAACCGCGGACAAGAAGAUUAAGUUUUGGAAUACCAUAACCGGGCAGAUGAUCAACGAAGUAGACACCGGCUCUCAGGUAUGCAACCUCGCAUGGUCCAGAAAUACCAAUGAAAUUGUCUCCACGCACGGGUUCACACAUCACCAAGUCAUCGUGUGGAAAUACCCUUCUAUGCAACAGGUCGCGCAGUUGACGGGCCAUACGUCUCGCGUGCUAUACCUUGCGAUGAGUCCGGAUGGACAGACGAUCGUGACGGGAGCGGGGGAUGAGACGUUGAGGUUCUGGAAUGUGUUUAAUAAGGGGAAGCCCGAUUUCCGGAAGUUGAGUUUGUUGGAUCCGUAUACGAAGAUCCGCUAA
Messenger RNA from Saitoella complicata NRRL Y-17804, 1674 nucleotides. Its product is annotated as WD40 repeat-like protein. The transcript has 2 exons. Bases 1 to 1674 code for a protein of 557 amino acids. Gene Ontology annotation, biological process: positive regulation of anaphase-promoting complex-dependent catabolic process; positive regulation of ubiquitin protein ligase activity; anaphase-promoting complex-dependent catabolic process. NCBI's taxonomy places the organism in Eukaryota, Fungi, Ascomycota, Saitoellomycetes, Saitoellales, Saitoellaceae. The record is from RefSeq and is a predicted model, not a curated record. Gene Ontology annotation, molecular function: anaphase-promoting complex binding; ubiquitin ligase activator activity; protein binding. Gene Ontology annotation, cellular component: anaphase-promoting complex.